CCAAUUGCGACAAGGCUUCACGUGUAACGAAACUCCCAAUCUUGACACCUUAGCAGACCUUAGCUCCGGAACGACCAUGCGUUCCGCGUUCUCCAGUCGCAGACCAGAUCCUGCCGCGUCAAGCAGGGCACGAGUUGACUUCAUCCGCACGACGCUACAAGGCGGCUUCCCCUUUUCGAGGAAGUUAUCUGUUCAUAAGUCAUGUGUCAACUACCUUUGCUUCUCCCGAGGUGAAGGACGUUGGCUAGCAAGCGCAGGCGACGAUCUUUGCAUCCAACUCUGGGACUUCAAUCAAGAGGAUGUGACUCAGCCCUCUUACACAUACAGAGGGCCCAGCGGGAAUGUGUUGACCAUGGAUUUCUCUCCUUCUGGCCGAUAUUUGGUCAGUGGAGGUGUGGAUCAAACUAUCCAGAAGUUUGACGUCACUCGAGACCGGGCCGUCGUUGGCCCGGGUGUACAAACUUCAGUGAUUCAGUCUUAUCAUCAACACGAUGACAACAUCCGUGGUCUGAGCUUCCACGGAACACAAGAUGAACUGCUACUCAGCGCGAGUGAAGACGGGAAAAUAGUCUUGCACGAUGACCGUGCCGACCCUAGAAUCAGCGGCGCCCAAGGUGUCCUCCAAAAUGCGUCCGAGUUCACUGGCGUACAGUUUCAUCCUACGACGGAUAGCCUCUUCGUCACGUCAGACAUCCGAGGCAACGUUUGUCUCCGAGAUACCCGCAUGGCAUUCGGACCACUGAGGUCGCGUACUAAUAAUGGGAUUGUCCAAAGGUACAAUACCAAGCUAGCUCGGAGGAGCUACACUCAUCUCAGUGAUCCAGAGUCGAGCAGUGUGUGCUUCGAUCGAACUGGGGAUAAACUCUGCGUCACGAUGCUCCACUAUCUGCCAACCAUCUAUGCAUUGUCGGAUCCACACCCUUUGGCCGUGUGCAGCGGAGCAAACGGUCCCGAUGGACAGCCAAUACCAGCCGGCCAGCGUACAUACUCGAACUCGUGUACCAUGAAAUCAGGGACAUUCGGUGGUCCAGGUCUUCCAAGCGACGAACUAUACGCGGCAGGCUCAGAUGACUUCAGGGCUUACGUGUGGCGGAUACCCGAGCUAGCCAAGUUAAAGGAGGAAAGACAAGAGAUCAGUGCGGAGGACUGGUACUCGAAGGAGUGCGAUGGGGUGACAGCAUUCUGCGAGGGUAGAGACAAGCCUCGCUACGUUCCUGUCGAACUAUCGACGCCCCUCUGUCGCCUCAACGGCCAUCGAUCAAUCGUCAACUCGGUAGCCAUUCACCCAUCCUUCAUGCACAUUAUGACAUCAGGCGUCGAACGACAUGUCCUCUUGCACAGUGCCACAUCCUCGUCUCCGUGCGUGCAAGAUCUACCUCGGACCGCUCCGACCGUCAGGCCUCUUCCAGAGGCGAACCUCAGGGACACGAGGAGGUACAUGCGGGCCCUGCUCGGGAACCAUCCUACGCUACGUGACUCAGAUGAUAACUCGGACGAUGACGAGGAGCUGUCGUCGAUAAGUCUUUUUGAUCAUAUCCUUAGGCAGGAAGGAGAAGCUGACGUAUUUACUAUCCGAAGAUGGGGCGGCUCAUCGGAGUCUCCGUCGGAGUCCUCCGAGUCCGAAUCAGACGCAGAGGCUCAAUUAAACGCAGAGGCUCAAUCAGAUUCAGUUGAUGAUGACGAAGAGAUGCUUGAUGCUGGGAGCUGAACGCAAUGUAUGUAUGUCAGAGUGCUGAAUAUCUACUAUCUUCUCUGCGCAGGCUAGCGGUGCUUCAUUGUGCCGCUUUAC
This is a messenger RNA of Coniophora puteana RWD-64-598 SS2, 1789 nucleotides long. Its product is annotated as WD40 repeat-like protein. The record is from RefSeq and is a predicted model, not a curated record. Gene Ontology annotation, cellular component: Cul4-RING E3 ubiquitin ligase complex; cytoplasm. NCBI's taxonomy places the organism in Eukaryota, Fungi, Basidiomycota, Agaricomycetes, Boletales, Coniophoraceae. The transcript has 14 exons. Gene Ontology annotation, molecular function: protein binding. Bases 77 to 1708 code for a protein of 543 amino acids. Gene Ontology annotation, biological process: negative regulation of fatty acid biosynthetic process.